Pteropus alecto (black flying fox) is the source of this 1869-nucleotide messenger RNA. It is a transcript of the gene WDFY1, whose product is annotated as WD repeat and FYVE domain containing 1. Gene Ontology annotation, molecular function: metal ion binding; protein binding. NCBI's taxonomy places the organism in Eukaryota, Metazoa, Chordata, Mammalia, Chiroptera, Pteropodidae. The transcript is spliced from 13 exons. Bases 1 to 1470 code for a protein of 489 amino acids. The record is from RefSeq and is a predicted model, not a curated record.
AUGUCCGGAGGGGUAGGAUUUGGCCUCGUGAUUUUGCAGAAACACUUAGGUGCUAUUAGAAUCUAUCCGUCCAAGUGUGGGCAUGAUUUUCAAGGUGAUUAUACUGGACAAGAACAUGAACUGAACCCAAAUCUCUUUGAGAGAGUUCAACAAAGGGGCUAUAGGAAAUUAAAAGGAGCCUCUAUGCCUAUUCUGAUCAUCAGACAUAUCUCUGAGCAGAUCAAAGAUCAAUCUUCCUGGAAUAAAUACUGCAUUUUAAAUAAGAACUGUCAGUUGGGAAAUAGUAUUGAAAAUAAAAUAAACAAUUACAUUUUACAGGAGCACAAAAGAAAAGAUAAAAUUAACUACUCUUUUUUUCUUUUCUUUCUCCACAGAACCAUCCGAGUAUGGCUGAAAAGAGACAGUGGCCAGUAUUGGCCCAGCAUUUACCACACGAUGGCCUCUCCUUGCUCCGCCAUGGCUUACCACCACGACAGCAGGCGUGUGUUUGUGGGCCAGGAUGAUGGAGCCGUAAUGGAAUUUCAUGUUUCUGAAGAUUUUAAUAAAAUGAACUUUAUCAAGACCUACCCAGCGCAUCAGAACCGGGUGUCUGCGAUUAUCUUUAGCUUGGCCACAGAGUGGAUGGUCAGCACCGGCCAUGACAAGUGUGUCAGCUGGAUGUGCACCCGGAACGGGGACCUGCUCGGGAGGCACUUCUUCACGUCCUGGGCUUCGUGUUUACAAUACGAUUUUGAUACCCAGUAUGCUUUCGUUGGUGACUAUUCUGGACAGAUCACACUGCUAAAGCUUGAACAGAACACCUGUUCAGUCAUCACAACCCUCAAAGGACAUGAAGGUAGCAUCGCCUGCCUCUGGUGGGACCCUAUCCAACGGCUGCUCUUUUCAGGAGCCUCUGACAACAGCAUCAUCAUGUGGGACAUCGGCGGAAGGAAAGGCCGCACACUCUUGCUCCAGGGCCAUCAUGACCGGGUGCAGUCACUGUGUUACCUUCAACUCACGAGGCAGCUCGUCUCCUGUUCGUCGGACGGUGGGAUUGCGGUGUGGAACAUGGACGUUAGCAGAGAGGAGGCUCCUCAGUGGUUAGAAAGUGACUCGUGUCAGAAAUGUGAGCAGCCCUUUUUCUGGAAUAUAAAGCAGAUGUGGGACACGAAGACACUGGGGUUGCGACAGCAUCACUGCAGGAAAUGCGGGCAGGCCGUCUGUGGGAAGUGCAGCAGCAAGCGCUCAAGUUACCCCAUCAUGGGCUUCGAGUUCCAGGUCCGGAUGUGUGAUUCCUGUUACGACUCCAUCAAAGAGGAAGAUCGAACUUCUCUAGCAACCUUUCAUGAAGGAAAACAUAACAUUUCCCACAUGUCCAUGGACGUUGCUAGGGGACUGAUGGUGACCUGUGGGACCGAUCGAGUUGUAAAGAUCUGGGACAUGACGCCUGUGGUGGGCUGCAGUCUGGCCACCGGGUUCUCUCCACACUGAUCCGGGCGCUGGUGAGGUCUGCACCUUCCCAGCGGCAGCCCGCAGCCAACGCAGCCCUUCCCUGUGGCGCCACAGCCCCCGUCACGGGGACCGGCAGGAGCCACUUAAACACGGAGCAGCAUUUUUCAAAAGGAAAAAGCGGAAAGGUGUGUUCCGGGCAUUUGUGGAACCACCUGUGGGAGUGACUAAUAUGGAGAAGGUCCCUUUGUAGUGGUUCCGGGAGGAACGGAAUUCCUUCAGCGAAACUUCCUCGUGGACAGCGAGUGAACGUGUCCUCCAAGAUUGUCCUCUUGGGAGUUUUAGAGAAGAAAUGUUGACUUAAUGCCUAGAACUUUGUUAAAGCGGUUGCAGAUCACACACACUUCCCCCGAGACCCGCCGGCUCUCCACGUGCUCCCUG